This is a messenger RNA of Calliphora vicina (urban bluebottle blowfly), 1495 nucleotides long. It is a transcript of the gene dnk, whose product is annotated as deoxynucleoside kinase. The transcript is spliced from 6 exons. NCBI's taxonomy places the organism in Eukaryota, Metazoa, Arthropoda, Insecta, Diptera, Calliphoridae. Gene Ontology annotation, cellular component: cytoplasm. Gene Ontology annotation, biological process: nucleobase-containing compound metabolic process. The record is from RefSeq and is a predicted model, not a curated record. Gene Ontology annotation, molecular function: deoxynucleoside kinase activity; ATP binding. The coding region runs from base 180 to 923 and encodes 247 amino acids.
UUUUUCGUUGUUUGUAAAAAUUUUAAGGCAAAAUUUACGCUAUAGCUAACAAAACUAAAAAUUAGUAUCCAAAAUAAAAAAAUAUAUAUUUUUGACACGCCUAAAAUUUAAAUAAAAUAAUCUUUGGUUUUAAAUAUUUCUUAAUACAUAAAGGACGCAUUAUAAAAGCAGCUGCAGCCAUGUCUGGUAAUAAUAGUGCUAGUACAAAACUUCCUAAAUUUGCUGCCAAUACUCAACCCUUUACUGUAUUGAUUGAGGGCAAUAUUGGCAGCGGUAAGACCACUUUUCUUAAUCAUUUUCAACAAUUCCAAGACAAGGUCUGUUUAAUCACAGAACCUGUGGAAAAAUGGCGUAAUGUUAGAGGUGUCAACUUAUUGGAAUUGAUGUAUAAGGAACCAGAACGUUGGGCCAUGCCAUUCCAAUCAUAUGUUACACUGACCAUGCUACAAAGCCAUACAUUGCAGACCGAUAAACCUGUUAAACUAAUGGAACGUUCAAUAUACAGUUCAAAGCACUGUUUUGUUGAGAAUAUGUUUAGAAAUGAAAUCAUAGAUGCCGGAAUGUAUCAUGUAUUACAAGAAUGGUAUAAAUUCAUUGAAGAUUCCAUACAUAUACGAGCCGAUUUGAUAGUUUACCUGCGUACUUCGCCUGAAGUGGUCUAUGAGCGUAUGCGUAAACGUGCCCGUUCCGAGGAAAGUUGUGUGCCUUUGAAGUAUUUAGAGGAGUUGCAUAAAUUACAUGAGGAAUGGUUAAUAAAUAACCGUGGCUAUAAUAAAAAUGUUGUCGUUUUAAAUGCAGAUUUAGAUUUGGAACACAUUGGAUCUGAAUAUAAACGCUACGAGAAUCAUAUAAUAAAUCCCAUGUUCAGCCAACAACCUCAGGCGGUUUUAGUAUCACCUAGUAAACGACCGCAUAUGGAAUAGUUUGGAUUGAUUCCAAUUUUGUUUUAGCAAAUUUACAUUAUAUACCUUAUAUCAUCACUAUUUACUAUUAUCCAAUAUUUUGGUUACUUUAUAUUCAAUACCUAACUAUUUUAAUUUUAUCAAUUUGUUUUUGUGCAAUGACUAUGUUGAUCAUUUGCGACAAGAGAGGAUCAUAACUCAAUAUUUUGCAUUUUUUGAACUGAGUACUACAGAACAUUCCGCUCGUUAAAUUAUUUUAGAGAAAUUCACAUAAAUAUUUUUUUUAUCAAACACGCGAUUUUAAUAACAAUUAAUUAAAUAAUAAUAGAAUGACUUAUAACAUUUAAAACAAUUUUACUUGGAACUGUGUUUUUGAGUUAUUAUCUUCUUGUCGCAAAUGAGCUAUGUAUUUUAAUGAUACCAAAAUUCAGUAACUUGAAAAUAUUUAUAUAAAUGAAUUUUUAAUCUUAACGAAAUGUUUGUUUUACGUAAAUUUUCUAUGGAAUUUUUGUUUUUAAACCUUUAAAUCCUUAAAAUUGUAAUUAAUAUUAAGCUAGUUUUAUAAGAAAUAAAAAACGACAAGUUAUUCAUAA